Messenger RNA from Protobothrops mucrosquamatus (brown spotted pit viper), 500 nucleotides. Its product is annotated as E3 ubiquitin-protein ligase parkin-like. Gene Ontology annotation, cellular component: cytosol; mitochondrion. Gene Ontology annotation, biological process: ubiquitin-dependent protein catabolic process. Gene Ontology annotation, molecular function: ubiquitin-protein transferase activity; polyubiquitin modification-dependent protein binding. The record is from RefSeq and is a predicted model, not a curated record. The transcript has 4 exons. NCBI's taxonomy places the organism in Eukaryota, Metazoa, Chordata, Lepidosauria, Squamata, Viperidae. The annotation marks the transcript as partial.
UGUUUGUCAGGUUCAACUCCAGCCAUGGUUUCCCAAUGGAGGUUGAUUCAGAUACCAGCAUCUUCCAGCUCAAGGAGGCGGUUGCUAAGCGACAGGGAGUUCCAGUUGACCAGUUACGUGUGAUUUUUGCAGGCAAGGAGCUCAGGAAUGACUUGACACUGAAGAACUGUGAUCUACCCCAGCAAAGUAUUGUUCAUAUUGUUCAGAAUCGGCAGAAGAGUGAGAAUGAAAAUCCCAGGCUCCUCCUAUUGAGCAAUGGAAGGGAACCCACGAGUCUCACUCGUGUGGAUCUUAGUACCAACCUUUUACCGUCUGACUCAUUGGGACUUGCUGUGAUUUUGGACAACAGAAUCCCUAUUCCACCUAAUAAUUCAGUUUCUGGUAACAGUAUAUACAGCAGUUUUUAUGUUUUCUGCAAAAGCUUCUGCCAAGCCGUGAAACCUGGGAAACUCCGGGUUCGUUGCAAAACGUGCAAACAAGGGACACUGACUUUGGCACGG